Molecule: messenger RNA, 2066 nt
Organism: Marchantia polymorpha subsp. ruderalis
Lineage: Eukaryota; Viridiplantae; Streptophyta; Marchantiopsida; Marchantiales; Marchantiaceae
Source: the annotation of a GenBank genome assembly
GCAGCAGGAGACGACGACGACAAAGGACGCCCCCCCGCCCGCCCUUCAGUCCCUCUGCUGCUGCUGCUGCUGUGGCUGCCUCCUCCCCUUCCUUGGGUGUUCAUUAUUGCCACUAGCGCUGGUCUGGUGCAACUCGUACAGUUCCCAGCCCAGCCCAGUCCAGUUCAGUCCAGUCCGGUCCUGUUCAACUGAGUUCUUUUCAGCUCUGCCAGCAGCGGUCGCGAGUAAAACGAUCUGUGCGACUUACUCGUCAACACUCCUGCUCGAGGUACCUGUCCCGUAGCAUGCGGACUUUGUAAUCCCAUGGCGAGCUCGAUGAAUUCGAGCCUUUUUCGGUACGUGAGGGUCCUAUGGACAAUUUUGGCGUUGCUCAUGGCAUGCUCUCUAUCAACUUGCGGGUGUGCGCCGGAAAGUGACCUUAUCACGAAGCUGCCAGGCCAACCUGAUGUCGACUUCAGACAAUACAGUGGAUACGUGACAGUUGACGUAGACCAUGGCCGCGCACUCUUCUACUACUUCGUGGAGGCUGAGCACGAUUCCCAAGAGAAACCAUUGAUAUUGUGGCUGAACGGGGGACCAGGAUGUUCCUCCGUGGCUGGUGGGGCCUUCACGGAACUGGGUCCCUUCUUCCCAAAUGGCUACGCCGAUGGACUCGUGAAAAACCAACAUUCCUGGAACAAAGUUGCGAACCUUCUCUUCCUGGAGUCCCCAGCUGGGGUUGGCUGGUCCUACUCGAACACGACGUCUGAUUACUUGUCUGCCACGGAUGAUAGCACGGCCCGAGAUAAUAUGAUGUUUCUCUUGAACUGGUUCGAGAAGUUUCCAGAAUACAAGAGCCGGGAGUUUUUUCUCACUGGAGAAAGCUAUGCAGGGCAUUACAUUCCUCAGCUGGCGCAAUUGGUAUUGAAGUACAACGAGAAUCCAACUAGAGGGUUUUCAUUCAACCUCAUUGGAGUUGCGCUAGGGAACCCUCUGAUCCGACUCAGGGUCGAUGCGGCCGCCGUCUACACGUACAUGUGGUCACACGGAAUGAUUUCGGACAAGACCUACAAGGCUAUAACUAGAACUUGCGAUUUCACGCAAUUCGAGCUCACUGGUGGCAUUCCAGAAGAAUGCAAUGAACACAUGUCCGCAGCUUAUGACGAGCAAGGCCCGUUUAUCAACGACUACGACGUUUUCCUAGACGUGUGCCUGCCGGGCGUGGCUGAACAGGAGCUCAGACUGAAGAAAAAGAUAACACGUCGGAGUCUCGGAGUGGAUGUCUGCAUCGUUCUGGAGAUGGAGACAUAUUUGAAUAAGCCCGAAGUGCAGAAAGCUCUUCAUGCGAAUACCACAAAUCUCAAUCAUUCUUACAAACAGUGCAGUUCCUCAGACGUCCUGCACUACUCCCUCUCAAAUUAUACACUGGACAUUCUUCCAACUAUAGGCGAACUUAUUCGACAUGACCUUAGAAUCUUGGUGUACAGCGGAGAUGCGGAUCAGGUGGUUCCAUUUAUCGGAACGAGAACAAACAUCAAUGAUCUUGCAAAGAGUUUGAAACUGAAACCCACGGUGGACUACACCGCUUGGUAUCACCAGAAACAGGUGGCAGGGUGGACCAAGAGUUACGGAAAUCUGACAUUUGCCACCGUAAGAGCUGCUGCACACAUGGUGCCAUAUUCUCAACCUGCAAGAGCCCUCACAUUGUUCACGUCAUUCGUCACUGGUAAGCCCUUAGUUAAACCCGUCGAUUGAAGGCGGUGGCACAUUGUGAUUUCGAUCGGUGGUGUACACGAGCAGUCAACAGCGGCCCUGAGGAUUUGCCGGCGUUUUCUGUUGCUUCGUGAAGUUGGGCAGUACUUCACGAUCGUCCCGGAGGCAAGAACCUUUUCUCGAAGCUGAUAUCUUGGCCCUGAAUUGUCAUUAUCUUUACUAAUUCAGUCAGCCAACUGCUGUCAGCUGGAGCUGACAUUAGAGUUAGAUUAGGGACGCAGGAAAAUCGUCGAAGUCAUUUUUCUUGAACAAUUGUACUGAAAUCCAAGCAAUCAAGCAAUGGACGUCCAUAAUUUUCUGUCUUAAUAGACAUC